Molecule: messenger RNA, 1281 nt
Organism: Fusarium fujikuroi IMI 58289
Lineage: Eukaryota; Fungi; Ascomycota; Sordariomycetes; Hypocreales; Nectriaceae
Exons: 3
Coding region: 1-1281 (426 amino acids)
Molecular function (GO): protein binding
Source: RefSeq, a predicted model, not a curated record
AUGGCGGAUGAUGCGGGAAAUGCAGAGAUUGCAGGCUCAACCGUCACAGUGCACACCUUGGCCGAUGCUAUGGGCGUUCCUCAGCCUCAGGUUAUGGUGAUAGACAGAGUCUAUGAGGAGGAGAAAGAAGAACAUCCCCCUAGCACAACAGAAGAUCUCUGGGUCAGUUCAGCAGACGGCCGAUAUUGCUCUGCGCCUGUACCAAUACGAGUUGGUCCUUUGAACAACAUGCAAACCUUCUACGUUCACAAAGACAUACUUGUCCAGGCAGAGUGGUUCCAAAAAGCCUUAUGCGGAAACUUCAGAGAAGCAAGUGAGCAAUUCAUUGAUCUGCCAGAGGAGGAUCCGGCUAUUUUUCAUUUUCUUGUUGCAUUUCUAUACGAGGGUUGCUAUGAACCUAUCAAGCCAGCAGCGAGCGUUUUAGAACCAGAAGUCGACAAAGGAAAGGGUAUUGAAGUUGACCCAGAGCCAGCAGAGGCUUCUGACUCGAGCUCGUCAAGUAGCAGUAGCAGUUCUGGGAGCUCGGGUGCCUCAUGGAGACGCCGGCGUCGGGCUCGACAAACGAGACAUGCUGAGGCGGAAGAAACCCUGGAGAAGCAUCCGGGACAUCAUCGACCGGGUUGCUCGUGUCCUCGAUGCCUCGCUCGGCGUGACUUUUCGAGGUGCUGGCAGUGCGGGGCUCAGCGAUCCCGCGAAGGCAAUCCUCCUGUGCCUGUGCCUUAUGGUCGAGGGGCUCCUAGAAGAGGGAUCCAUCCUCCAGGUGUUUUCCCUCCUCCUGUCAGCAUUCCGAUGCCUCCUCAGCAGAGCCUACCGGAGCGUAUCACGGGAGAGGAUCUUCGGACCUGGUUCCUGGCGUAUGAGCUCAACCUCGACGUUUAUAUUUGCGCGACACGUUAUCUUAUGGACGACUUUCGAAAGGCAGUGAUGCGGUCGUGUGUUGAUAUGCUCGAGACAGCAGGCUGGGAUGCUGCACAGCCAAAGAUGAUGCAUCUUUGCAGAAAACUUUAUCACAACGUGCCAGAAGUCGAUGACUUGCUCAAGAUGGUCAUGGCACGCGUUGGGUUCCUUCAGCCACUUCUCUGGAAGCGCGCGCCUGUAGAGACAAGUGAGUUCUUGGUGAGCAACCCAGAGCUCGCUGCUACCAUUCUACGAGAGACAGUCAUGAGGCAUUCGCAGCCAGCGGCGGAUUUGCCAUCGAUGGAGCAUGUUCAUACUACGGCUUAUGAAGAUGAGUGGCAGAACUUGGGUCGUGCACCUGCGCGAACACGAGCCUAUCACUAG